AUGAUCGGUAGCAUCGACUGUACCCACUGGACUUGGAGAAAUUGUCCACAUAGUUUGCGUGGGCAAUACCAUCGGGGUGAUCAUGAACGCCCGACUAUCAUACUUGAGGCUGUUGCUUCCUAUGAUUUAUGGUUUUGGCAUGCCUAUUUCGGUGUUGCGAGCUCAAACAAUGACAUCAAUGUUUUGAAGCAAUCGCCAUUGUUUAUUCCCGAAGUGAAUGGGAAGUCACGUGAGUACACAUUUACCGUAAACGGUCACCGUUACAACAGAGGAUACUAUCUAGGGGAUGGUAUUUACCCACCUUGGUCUUGUAUUGUGAAGGCGUAUGCAUACCCGGUCGCGAGAAAGGAGAAGAUAAUGAAGAAACUCCAAGAGUCCGCGAGAAAAGACGUUGAGCGAGCAUUCGGGCUUCUGGAGAACAAGUGGGCUAUCAUCGAUCGACCGACAUGA
Erigeron canadensis is the source of this 450-nucleotide messenger RNA. RefSeq lists its product as uncharacterized. The coding region runs from base 1 to 450 and encodes 149 amino acids. The record is from RefSeq and is a predicted model, not a curated record. Lineage: Eukaryota; Viridiplantae; Streptophyta; Magnoliopsida; Asterales; Asteraceae. The transcript has a single exon.